Molecule: messenger RNA, 2027 nt
Organism: Sinocyclocheilus anshuiensis
Lineage: Eukaryota; Metazoa; Chordata; Actinopteri; Cypriniformes; Cyprinidae
Product: 4F2 cell-surface antigen heavy chain-like
Exons: 9
Coding region: 150-1676 (508 amino acids)
Biological process (GO): phenylalanine transport; L-leucine import across plasma membrane; carbohydrate metabolic process
Cellular component (GO): basolateral plasma membrane; apical plasma membrane
Molecular function (GO): L-leucine transmembrane transporter activity; aromatic amino acid transmembrane transporter activity; L-alanine transmembrane transporter activity
Source: RefSeq, a predicted model, not a curated record
AAAAAGCUGGCUUGACCGUCACUGUGAAUACAGACAUGACCAAAACCAUCGAACACCAGCAGGAUAUUUCUUAUCUAUCGCAGAUAAUUUAAACGAAGUUUCCCCUCAUUAUUCUGUUGCAGUUGGGACUGUUGACAUAAACUAACAAAAUGAGCAACGAUACUGAAGUGGGUAUGAAAGAUGUGGAGCUCAAUGAGGUGGAGCAGGAGAAGCAGCCCAUGACAGAGGGGGAAGCUGGAAAUAAUUAUGCUAUCUCGCCUGUAUCCGAGAAGAAUGGCAUUGUAAAGGUGAAGAUUCCAGAUGAGGAGAGCAAAUUCACUGGGUUAUCCAAAGAAGAACUCAUGAAAGUAGCUGGAACACCAGGGUGGGUUAAGGUUCGUUGGGCACUUCUUAUCCUGUUCUGGCUUGGUUGGCUGGGCAUGCUAGCUGGUGCGAUUGCCAUCAUUAUUCAAGCUCCUCGAUGCAAACCCCUCCCUGAGAUGAACUGGUGGAACUAUGGACCACUGUACCAGAUUGGAGAUGUGAACUCCUUUACAAAGUCUUCAGAUCUGAAAGGUUUGGCUGAAAAGGUUCAGGCGAUGGAUGAGUUGAAGGUGAAGGGUCUGAUCAUUGGCCCGAUCCAUGUGUCCAGUGCCGAUGAGCCUGAGGAACUGAAAUUGACUGAGAUUUCUAAAGAGGCUGGUAAUCUGAUACAGUUUCAAGAACUCAUUAAGGCUGCACACAAGAGAGGUAUCUCUGUUGUUUUGGACCUGACCCCUAACUAUAAAGGCAAAGAGCCCUGGUUUACUGAUGCUGUCAGCACUGUGGUCAAACUUGAGUCUGCUCUGAUGCAUUGGCUAGGAGAAGGUGUAGAUGGAUUCCUCUUCUACGGCGUUGAGAAGGCUUCCACUGCAGCCCCGUCCCUUUGGGAGGAUGUUGAAGUCCUUAUCCACAACCAGACGGAAUCUGUGGAAAAAAAGAAAAAGGUCUUGAUUGGUGUUACGGAACAGACCUCUCCUGAUGAUGUCAUUGCUGUGUUAAACAAAACUGGUGUGGACCUGCUCCUCACUGAUGCUUUAAGAUCCACAUCUGCUCUGGACGUUGCCCAUACUGUUGAUCGCUUGUAUUCCACUUACGGUCAGACCAGACUGGCUUGGAACAUAGGUGGGCGUAUUGCUGGACACCUGGCUUCACUGGUGGGGUUUGCCAAAGUCAAGUUGAGUUACCUGCUGCUGCUCACUCUGCCAGGCACACCAGUGUUUAAUUAUGGGGAUGAGAUUGGACUGCAAGAUGAGGUGACCAAAAACCCGACCAUGGUAUGGGAAGACUCUCAAGAAAAUCUGACAGUGAGCAAGAUGGAUGAAACAACCACUUUCCGUAAGUUCUUCAAAUCUGUGAGUGAAAAAAGGUCGAAAGAGCGCUCUUUGCAGCACGGAGAAUACUUGCCUUUGUUCAACUCUACCUCCGCCAUGGCCUAUGUGCGAAGCUGGGACCAGAAUGAGCGCUACAUUAUUGCACUCAACUGGCACUUGGAAGAAACUGUCACUCUUCAGCUAAAGCAUGCUGAGAUUCCUGAACAUGCUACAGUAGUGUUCAGUACUAGUGAUGGUAAACAAGUUGAUGAAGUGCUUAACCUUGCACAACUAGAGGUGAAGCCAGGACAGGGUAUAAUGCUGAAGUUCCCUUACACUCCCUGAAGACGUUGUAAACUCUCAGUUAGUGUGAGGAUGUUGAUUUUACAAGUGUUUGUUUGGCCGUUCUGUUACACUAUUAAUCCUUUAGUACAAAAACACUGGCAUAUAUCAUCACAUUGUACUGUUACAUGCAUCACAUGCACUACAUGACUACUAAACUGAACUUUUAAGUUGGUAGUUUUAUUUUAUGCUGUUACUUGGAAUACAUUCCAUAGGAAGAAAAAUUUGUUUUUAUUUUGAACCUUAUGUUUUUAAUGUAGUGCAAUUCUAAACACAAAUGUUCAACUUCAAUGGCUGUUACUUUAUAUGUAAUGGGGAAAAAGAUGUUGACAAUAAAUUAAGUGGCGCAGUUCA